AUGUCUUUUACUACUACUAGUAGUACGCGGUUAAAAUAUCCGGCCAAACUCACAUUCGCUCUCCUCCUGUGGCUGGGUGUUUUUUCCAAUGCAGUCAAUACCAGCAGCGUACCCCUCCGCGGAGAAGAUCCUUGCCCAGUCUCAUGUGCGGUAUCAGGUAGCAAGCCUGGUAACUGGACCGCCUAUUCCAGCGUAGACAGACUCGAUUUCUGUCACGACACAAUGCUGUUGGAUUUUGCGGUAUAUACCCCUCUUGGCGGCCCCACGAAACACACCACCACCAUCAGGGCAUGUACUCAGACCCAGUCAAAGUCCAGUCCCAAGAGAGCCCUUAGAAGACGGAAAUCGCUCUCUGAUCGCGGAACUGAAGCCACAAAUCCAACAACCGCUGCUGUGCAGGUAGCCUGGUGGAACUCAAAUUCAGCCCAGAAUGCCGACAUUUCCAAUAUAGUGGACGAGACACGCAAGGUCCAGGAAUAUCUCACCGCUAAUGCUGAUACAUCUUUGGUCUUUGCCUCCAACAAGAACGAGGCAAUUGGUGUCUUCGCAGGUGCCCUCGUUAAAGACACCAUUCUGAAGUCCACGGCAGUCCAGGAUUUCAUAACCCACGUCAACGACAAAGGUGUCUCCCAAAGCUUGCUCCUUCAAGUCUGUGGGUCGGAUCUUAAGGCGGACUUUACCUUCGGAAUCGUGGCGGCUACGGGGGAUUCCAAGCUUGAACUCGUCCAAAGUGCAGUAGCCAGUUGGGCUAAUGGUAGCUGCUUAGCAGGGGGCGACGGCACUGAUUCACUGAAGGAUAUCAACAUCCCCGUUCCAACUAAGAUCGACGUUCGAUCCCCAGCGCCCGUUCGUCCUCGCGAUCUCUGUAGGACUACCACCGUAACCUCGGGCGACAGUUGCCAGUCCCUAGCUACGGCUUGCGGUACUACCCUAGCCGACUUCCAACAGUACAAUCCCGGCUCAAGCUUCUGCUCCACCUUGCAAGUCGACCAGAUCGUAUGCUGCACGUCUGGCUCUCUUCCUGUCCCAACUCAGAAUCCAGAUGGCUCCUGUGCUUCAUACGUCGUCCAAUCUGGAGACUGGUGUGCAAAAAUUGCCGCUGCAAAUGCUGUUACCGUGGACAAUCUCGAGACGUGGAACCAGAACACAUGGGGCUGGACCGGUUGCGGCAAUUUGCAGCCCAAAGUCAAUAUAUGCCUUAGCACGGGAACCCCUCCUAUGCCUGCUCCCGUACCCAGCUAUAUCUGCGGUCCACAGGUGCCGGGAACUUCUCCGCCUCCUUCGGGCGUCAGUCUUGCCAGCCUCAACCCGUGUCCCCUGAAAGCGUGCUGUGAUGUAUGGGGGCAGUGCGGGACGACGCCGGAAUUCUGCACUCCUUCUGGGACGGGCCCUCCCGGGACGGCUGCUCCCGGUACCAAUGGUUGUAUAUCCAACUGUGGGACUGAUAUUGUCAGCGGAACUGCGCCAGCCAGCUUUAUGAGUGUUGCGUACUUUGAAGGGUGGAAUCCGUCCCGGCCCUGUGUACAUAUGGACGUGGACCAGAUCGAUGCCACGAAAUACACGCACAUCCAUUUCGGAUUUGCUGGCCUAACAGCCGAUACCUACCAAGUUAACAUACCCUCCGACGUCCAGGCGCAAUUCGACCGAUUCACAACAUUCCAAACGCCGAUGAAGAAAGUCCUUUCGUUGGGGGGUUGGACCUUGUCCGCAUCUCCAUUCGACAAUCAGGUUUUCCGUAGCGGAAUGAGUCCACAGAAUCGAGAGGCCACAUCUACAAACAUUGCCAACUUUAUUACUGAAAAUAACCUAGAUGGUGUCGAUAUUGACUGGGAAUAUCCUGGCGAUCCUGACAACGCUCAGAGUAGCCCAAGUGACGGCCCCAAUUACCUGAAAUUCAUUACUGUACUCAAGGGAAAACUCCCAGGGAAGACAGUAUCAAUCGCAGCACCAGCCUCGUACUAUUAUCUCAAGGGCUUUCCUAUUGCCGCUAUGUCGAAGACGAUCGACUAUAUUGUCUUUAUGGCGUAUGAUCUUCACGGCCAGUGGGAUUAUGGUCAUGAGUAUUCCCAAGACGGAUGCCCAGGGGGAAAUUGCCUACGCUCCCACGUAAAUAUCACCGAGACUUUGGACGCAUUGGCGAUGAUCACAAAAGCAGGCGUUGAAUCAAGUAAGGUCCUAGUAGGGGUCUCUAGCUAUGGACGGUCCUUCGAGAUGACAAUUCCCGGCUGCAGAGGGCCAACGUGUACGUAUACAGGCCCGAACUCGGGGGCCACACCUGGAAAUUGCACACAGACUGCCGGUUAUCUUUCCAAUGCAGAGAUUGGCACGAUUAUAGGAUCUGGCACUUCAGGAGUUAGACAGUUGUAUGACGGCGGUAGUGACUCUGACAUACUCUUAUACCCUACCAAUCAAUGGGUGGGUUAUAUGUCUGAUAAGACGAAAGCAUCCCGCAUUGAGAGGUACAAGGGCUUAAAUUUUGGAGGAACAAGCGAUUGGGCGGUUGACCUGCAGCAGGUUCCGGCAAGCCCAUAA
Venustampulla echinocandica is the source of this 2532-nucleotide messenger RNA. RefSeq lists its product as uncharacterized. Gene Ontology annotation, biological process: carbohydrate metabolic process. Bases 1 to 2532 code for a protein of 843 amino acids. The record is from RefSeq and is a predicted model, not a curated record. The transcript has a single exon. NCBI's taxonomy places the organism in Eukaryota, Fungi, Ascomycota, Leotiomycetes, Helotiales, Pleuroascaceae. Gene Ontology annotation, molecular function: hydrolase activity, hydrolyzing O-glycosyl compounds; chitin binding.